AUGUCGUCCAAAGCGAAGAACACGUCUGGCAAGCCCGGCCGGUCGGCUAUUGCCGAUGUCAUCAUCCGCGAGUACACCAUCCACCUCCACAAGCGCAUGCACGGCGUCAGCUUCAAGAAGAGGGCACCGAGGGCUAUCAAGGAGAUCAAGGCGUUUGCGCUCAAGUCAAUGGGAACCUCCGAUGUCCGCCUCGAUCCUCAGCUGAACAAGAAGGUGUGGGAGCAGGGUGUCAAGGGCGUUCCGUACAGACUGCGCGUCCGCAUCUCGCGGAGACGAAACGACGAGGAGGGCGCCAAGGAGAAGCUGUACAGCUACGUCCAAGCAGUCAACGUCAAGAACCCCAAGGGCCUGCACACCGUGGUCGUGGAGGAGUAA
This is a messenger RNA of Phialemonium atrogriseum, 375 nucleotides long. RefSeq names its product ribosomal protein L31e. The record is from RefSeq and is a predicted model, not a curated record. Gene Ontology annotation, biological process: cytoplasmic translation. The transcript is spliced from 2 exons. Lineage: Eukaryota; Fungi; Ascomycota; Sordariomycetes; Cephalothecales; Cephalothecaceae. Gene Ontology annotation, molecular function: structural constituent of ribosome. Gene Ontology annotation, cellular component: cytosolic large ribosomal subunit; ribosome. The coding region runs from base 1 to 375 and encodes 124 amino acids.